This is a messenger RNA of Sinocyclocheilus grahami, 2088 nucleotides long. RefSeq names its product serine/arginine-rich splicing factor 1A. NCBI's taxonomy places the organism in Eukaryota, Metazoa, Chordata, Actinopteri, Cypriniformes, Cyprinidae. Gene Ontology annotation, cellular component: cytoplasm; nucleus. The record is from RefSeq and is a predicted model, not a curated record. The coding region runs from base 155 to 922 and encodes 255 amino acids. The transcript has 5 exons. Gene Ontology annotation, molecular function: mRNA binding.
GGAUGUAGAUGCCAUUAACCGCAUCUCAGCCGCUUCUCCGGAUUCUUGCUGAAGAGGAAGCGAUCCGCGCGACUCCAGAGGAAACGCGCUCUCUCGUUGUGCGCGUGCGAGCGUCGCUUCAAACAAUAGAAGGUGAAGGUUUAUCAGUGCAGAGAUGUCUAGUAGUGUGAUCCGCGGCCCUGCUGGAAACAACGACUGCCGCAUCUAUGUGGGCAAUCUGCCGCCUGAUAUCCGCAACAAAGAUGUCGAAGAUGUGUUUUAUAAGUACGGAGCCAUUCGAGACAUAGAUCUGAAAAACCGACGAGGCGGACCUCCAUUCGCCUUUGUCGAGUUUGAAGACCCGAGAGAUGCAGAAGAUGCUGUUUAUGCACGUGAUGGCUAUGACUAUGAUGGCUAUCGUCUCCGAGUGGAGUUUCCCAGGAGCGGGAGAGGAGGUUUUGGAGGCGGAGGAGGUGGCGGCGGCGGAGGAGGUGGUGGUGGCGGAGGCGGUGGGGCUCCUAGGGGUAGAUAUGGACCCCCAUCCAGACGUUCAGAGUACAGGGUAAUCGUUUCAGGGCUUCCACCAAGCGGGAGCUGGCAGGAUCUGAAGGAUCACAUGCGUGAAGCAGGUGAUGUAUGUUACGCUGACGUUUUCCGAGAUGGAACUGGUGUGGUGGAGUUUGUUCGCAAAGAAGACAUGACCUACGCCGUUCGCAAACUGGAUAACACAAAAUUCCGGUCCCAUGAGGGAGAAACUGCGUACAUCCGUGUGAAGGUGGAUGGUCCCCGCAGUCCGAGCUAUGGAAGAUCAAGGUCAAGGAGCCGCAGUCGCAGCAGGAGUCGCAGCCGUAGCAACAACCGUAGCCGAAGCUUCUCCCCACGCCGCAGUCGAGGAUCCCCGCAGUACUCUCCUCGCCAUAGCCGUUCCCGCUCUCGCUCCUAAACGAGCCCUUGAACCAGUUGUUUUUAGUCUUUAUACAAACCCCAUGUUUUAAUUCCACCCUUCUUGUUUCAUGAGACCAUGAUCAUCUUAUGCCUUUCUGUCCUUUUAUUUUUUCUCUCCCUCUAUUGGUUAUUUUUAAACAUGCAUUUUUAACAGGACCCAUCUUUUUUCUUUUAUUAACUACAAAGUGGAAGUCUUUUUCGUAGACCAAACAAAGGGUUAUGUAAUGGCUCCCAAUAUUUUUGUAAAUGCCAUGUAUGAAAGUUAUUCAUGGGAUAGUGAAUAGUUCCACAAUUGUUUUAUGCUGUCUUCCUCUAGACGUGAUACAGAACUGAUGCUUUGUAAUAAAGGAUUACUAAAUCUAUACUGUUGCGUAAAAGGGUGAAUUUGAACUCUAGAACAAACUUCUACUCCAAAAAAAAGAAAAGAAAAAAAAAGACUUAUUGGCCCUUUGGCCAUUAUUUGGGUAACUGAACCAAUUUUAGAUCACUUUCAAAUCAGGUGGUAUGUUUAGUUGCAUUGUAAAGAUGUACUGGUCAAAUAUCUAGUUGGGUUUUUGUGCCCAAAGACAGAUGGCAGCUUUCAUGUUUUCAUUAAAAUGUUUGAUUCAGUCUUAUAGUGUUAGGUUAUUAGUUUUGAUAGUCUGUCUUAGCACCUAAUGCUGUAUGCAUGCAUCAAAGAAGGCAGGGUGAGUGGAUUUGAUUCUAACUCUUUGCCUCCUUUGUUUUGAUUUAGCUGGUAUCUUAAGGUUUGGAUUGGAGGAGAGGCUCAGUGGAUGCCGGAUCACUGGGAUCAGUACAUAAUGAAGAUAGGAUAGGGAAUGCUGGAUACAUGGAACAGGAUCAAUUGCUCCCAGGAUCAUAGGAUUUUAAGACCGAAAUUCAAAAGUACUUCCCUGCCCCCUUUAUUUUCUCUGUACCUCAGCGUAAAAUGUAGACAUUUUGGCCUUUCACAUUUUUAACACGUUGGCGGAGCAGAUGCUGGAACAGUCUGGGGAUGGAAUCGACAGGAACAGUAUGGUAAACUGAAUUUGGGCUGGGUGGGGGUUUACUCAGGCAUUUUUAGAUUUACACUGUCCCGAUGUGGAUGGUAGAUGCUUUAACAUUGCUAGCAUUUUUCUUUUUAGUGAACAGUUUUUGCCUAAAUAAAGGUUUCAUUGGUACAAA